UGUGUGUGUGUGUGUGUGCGUGUGUGUGUGUGUGUGUAUGUUUGCCUGUCACGUAUAAAUUAUGCGUGACAUGUUUAGCAGUGCUGCCUUUUAUGGCAAGUGGUGUGUCUCAGUACAGUAGGGUCUUGCCAAAAGAGAGAGAGAUAGAGAGAGAGAGAGAGAAAGAGAGAGAAGGGGAGAGGGAGAGUGAGUGUGAGAGCGGGACAGACGAAGUGUGUGAGCUUGCGUGUGUGUGAGAGUGAGAAGGAAAAAAGAAAAGCAUCAAGGUUUUCACUUUCCAUGCGGAGGCAGCCCGUAGAGUCUACGCUAAAGCUGAGCUGGCACAGACAGAAGUGCCUUUCCUGACGUGGCUGCUGCUGCUUGGACCUGCUUGUCGUAGGGCGGCCUCCCCUUCCUGCCUCGCCUGCUUCUUCCUUUUUUUUCUCCUUCUUUUUUUUUCCCUCUCAGCCGCCUGGCGGUACGAGGACGGCCUUCACCGCCACUCACCGAUUGCCAAUCGCCAAGCGCCAGUCGCAACCUGGUUGCCACUAGCAACGCCCUCUGACCCCCAACAGCUCCUCUUCUCUACAGCUUGGCUCGAGCCAGCGCCGUUCCUCAUGCUGCUUCCUGUUUGAUAGAGGGAUAGAGUGAUAUAAAGAGAGAGAGAGAAAGAGGGAGAGAGAGAGGGAGAAAGCUCAGCCCAGCACACUGUGGGUGAGAGGAGAUCGCAGUUGUCUCCACCCCUCUCUGGCUGGGAAGAUCCGAUCAAUAAUGACUUUCAACAUCAGUCUGCUCUGACAGGUCAACUGAGGAGGGAGAGAGAGAGAGAGAGAGAGAGAGAGAGUGAGAAAGAGUACAAAGAGAGCGAGAGAGUUUAAAAUAGAAAACAAGAGGGGAGAGGAAAAGAGAGAAAGAGAGAGCAAGCUUGGCUCCUCUUUCCAAGGGGACUGGACGGGUCGCUGGAAGAACCGCCUCGGCUUCAAGCCCAGGAUGGGCCAGUGAUCUUGGGCAACAAUCAGGCCGAGAAAGCCUUACUGCUCAACUACAAGAAGCAACACGUCAAGACUGCUCUGAAGUGUCUGUUUUUUACUUAAUAACGAAAGACGACAAACAUUUCAGUGCCAUUAAAACACUCAGAAAAAAAAACAGACACACACACACACUCUUGCUGAGACGUCACAUAUUGCCUGGAGCCCUCUCUGCUUUUAACCGUUCACCCUCAUUCAUUCGAUUCAACCCCCCUGACCGACCCGCCCUCGUUUUCCCAAUGAUGGCGGUGAAUGUGACGCCCAUGCGCGACACCAAAUGGCUGACGCUGGAGGUGUGCCGUGAGUUCCAGCGGGGCACGUGCUCGCGGCCCGACAGCGAGUGCAAAUUUGCCCACCCAGCCAAGAGUUGCCAGGUGGAGAAUGGCCGGGUCAUCGCCUGCUUCGACUCGCUCAAAGGCCGAUGCUCCAGAGAAAACUGCAAGUACCUGCACCCUCCCCCUCACCUGAAGACGCAGCUGGAGAUCAACGGCAGGAACAACCUGAUCCAGCAGAAGAACAUGGCCAUGCUGGCCCAGCAGAUGCAGCUGGCCAACGCCAUGAUGCCCGGCACACAACUUCAGCCUAUGCCCAUGUUUUCAAUGACGCCGAGCAUGGCCACCAACGCCUCAGCUGCAUUUAACCCGUACCUAGGCCCUGUGUCGCCUGGCCUCAUGCAGACGGAGAUCAUGCCCAACGGACCCGUCCUGGUGACCAGCAAUUCCAACGUCCCCGUGCCAGCUGCCGCUGCCGCCGCUGCUGCCCAGAAACUCAUGAGGACAGACCGACUAGAGGUAUGUCGAGAGUACCAGCGGGGCAACUGCACGCGGGGUGAAAACGACUGCCGCUUCGCACACCCCUCCGACAGCACCAUGAUCGACACCAACGACAACACCGUCACCGUCUGCAUGGACUACAUCAAGGGCCGCUGCACCCGCGACAAGUGCAAGUACUUCCACCCGCCCCCACACCUGCAAGCCAAGAUCAAGGCUGCCCAGCACCAGGUCAACCAGGCCGCAGCAGCUGCCGCCAUGACUCAGUCGGCUGUCAAAUCACUGAAGCGACCCCUCGAGGCAACCUUUGACCUGGGACUCCCGCCUGUCUUGCCUCCAUUACCAAAGAGACCCGCACUUGAAAAAACCAAUGGUGCCACUGCCAUGUUUAACGCUGGCAUGUUCCAGUACCAACAGGCUCUCGCCAACAUGCAGUUCCAGCAGCAGGCCGCCUUCAUACCAUCAGGCUCAAUAUUGUGCAUGGCACCUGCAACAAGUGUUGUUCCCAUGAUGCACGGUGCUUCGCCCGCCACUGUGUCUGCAGCCAACUCAUCCGCCACAAGUGUUCCCUUCGCCACCGCCACAGCCAAUCAGAUUCCUAUUAUAUCUGCGGAGCAUCUGGCUAGUCACAAAUACAUGACUCAGAUGUACCAUCCUGAGCAACCGUGUCGGAGUGAACUGGUGUGCCACCAUCUAGAGAUCACCACCAUGAAUGCAUAG
Molecule: messenger RNA, 2497 nt
Organism: Clupea harengus (Atlantic herring)
Lineage: Eukaryota; Metazoa; Chordata; Actinopteri; Clupeiformes; Clupeidae
Product: muscleblind-like protein 1
Exons: 11
Coding region: 1247-2497 (416 amino acids)
Biological process (GO): regulation of RNA splicing
Cellular component (GO): nucleoplasm; cytoplasm
Molecular function (GO): RNA binding; metal ion binding
Source: RefSeq, a predicted model, not a curated record